AUAUACAUGUUUAUAUGUUUAUGCUACCUACAAGUUAGUAUUAAGAAAUACAUAAGCAGUGUAAGAGAUUAAAUAAAAAAGAAUGUGAAGAUUAGAUUCUGAUACAACAGGAAGAGUGGUUUAUAAAGAAUAGAAUAACCAUAAUGUGGCGUGUGAUAGAGUCAACUAACCAUAGUCAGUUUCUACUAAAAGGAAUAUAUUUUAAUGUAGCACAACGAAAAACAGUUAAUCGAAGUCCUGUGAUCGUUAUGUGAUGUUUAGUGAAUAUUAAUGAAAAGUUUUUAAGAAUGUAUAAAAAUAUUUGAUUAAAUAUAAUGUGAUGAAAUUAAACGUUUGCAUAAUGAUGAUGAUGAAUUGAACUUUAACAUAAAGAAAUGUAAAUGAAAAUUAUAUCAAAAUAGAUGUAAAUAUCAGUUAUUCUAAUUGUGUGAUUUAAUUAUAAAUGAAAUGAUCUUCCAAAUAUCAAUCAAACAAUUAAACAGAAUCUUGCUAAUUGUUAUAAUUUUUCUAUAUAUGAUAAUAAUGCCAAUAACUACAGAAGGUAUUACAUGCUUCAAAUGUUUUGCAUCACAACCUGGACAUGAAAAAACUGAUUUAUUAUGUUCUCAAUUUGAUGGAAGUUCUCGAUUUCAAGUACAUUGUCCUUCAUCUACACUUUGUAGAAAAAGAACAAUUUAUUCCAAAUUUAAAACAUCUCUAGUCACAGCUGUAGAAAGGGACUGUGCUCCUCAAAAACGUACAGUACGAAUUUAUAGCGAUAAUAAGUGGCAAAACAAAGAAGAAAUUGUAACAUCAGCUUACAAACAAGGUUGUUUUAUUGGUGAAGAUAGGGGAGCACCAGCAGGUCCACCAGAAUAUUGUUUUUGUGGUCAUCAUUUAUGCAAUUCAUCACAAUCAAUUGAAACCAUCAAUAUAUAUAAUAUUUUUAUAUUAAUAACAGUAUUUCUAUUUGUAACAUUAUUAUGAUAUUUUUCUUUAAGUACUUAUUGUGAUAAAAAACAUUUUUUUAAAUAUGUAUCCAUAAUA
Apis laboriosa (Himalayan honeybee) is the source of this 1026-nucleotide messenger RNA. RefSeq lists its product as uncharacterized. The record is from RefSeq and is a predicted model, not a curated record. Lineage: Eukaryota; Metazoa; Arthropoda; Insecta; Hymenoptera; Apidae. The transcript has 4 exons. The coding region runs from base 448 to 966 and encodes 172 amino acids.